GCGGCGGCGGCGGCGGAGCGGCGGGCGGCGGCGGUCACCAUGAGCACCCUGGAGCUGCUGCUGUUCCUGUGGCUCAGCGUGGGGUGCGUGGGCAGCAAACCCACGGAGAAGAAGGAGCGCGUGCACCACGAGGCGCCGCUGAGCGACAGGGCGCACGACGACGCGCAGAGCUUCGACUACGACCACGACGCCUUCCUGGGGGCCGACGAGGCCAAAACCUUCGACCAGCUGACGCCGGAGGAGAGCAAGGAGAGGCUGGGCAAAAUCGUCGUGAAGAUCGACGGCGACAAGGACGGCUUCGUGACGGUGGAGGAGCUGAAGGAGUGGAUCAAGUUCGCUCAGAAGCGCUGGAUUUACGAGGACGUGGAGCGGCAGUGGAAGGGCCACGACCUCAAUGGGGACGGCGCCGUGUCGUGGGACGAGUACCGCAACGCCACCUACGGCUCCGUCCUGGACGACCCCGAUCCCGACGACGGCUUCAACUACAAGCAGAUGAUGGUGCGCGACGAGCGGCGCUUCAAGAUGGCGGACCGCGACGGCGACAUGGCGGCCACCAAGGAGGAGUUCACCGCCUUCCUGCACCCCGAGGAGUACGACUACAUGAAGGACAUCGUGGUGCAGGAGACGAUGGAGGACAUCGAUAAGAACGGCGACGGCUUCAUCGACCUGGAGGAGUACAUCGGCGAUAUGUACAGCCACGACGGGGACGCCGACGAACCCGAGUGGGUGAAGACGGAGCGGGAGCAGUUUGUGGAGUUCCGGGACAAGAACCGCGACGGGAAGAUGGACAAGGAGGAGACGCGGGACUGGAUCCUGCCCUCCGACUACGACCACGCCGAGGCCGAAGCCAGGCACCUCGUCUACGAGUCCGACCAGGACAAGGACGGCCGUCUGACGCGGGAGGAGAUCGUGGCCAAGUACGACCUGUUUGUGGGCAGCCAGGCCACCGACUUCGGGGAGGCGUUGGUGCGGCACGACGAGUUCUGAUGGCACCCGCAGCCCCCGGGGGGGGGGAGAGGAAAAAAACCCGACAAAACAACACCCCAUUAUUUAUUUUUUAACCGUUUCUGGAGAGGCUGAAGGAGCGCCGACGUCACUGCCCCUAUAGGGGGGCGGCGCAGGGGGGGAUCCCUAUGCACCCCCCCCUUUCCACCCCCUCCUCGUCCCCCUCCGUCCUCCCAGUCCCAUCCCAUCCCGGCACGGGGCGUUUGGGGUCACAGCCGUUGAGUUUGGGGCCGGUUCUGCAGAAUUUGGGGUCACAGCUGCUGAGUU
Molecule: messenger RNA, 1272 nt
Organism: Phasianus colchicus (ring-necked pheasant)
Lineage: Eukaryota; Metazoa; Chordata; Aves; Galliformes; Phasianidae
Gene: CALU
Product: calumenin
Cellular component (GO): endoplasmic reticulum
Molecular function (GO): calcium ion binding
Source: RefSeq, a predicted model, not a curated record